AUGGCAGCCAAAUUCAUUCCGCGGCAGGCAUUUCCCAGCUAUGCCUCCAUUCCAAGAUCAUAUUAUCUUGGCCAUCACAGAGCCGGAUUGAAGAAGAUGCAGAACAUGCUAUCUUCUAUUGACUAUGUUAUCGAGUGCCGUGACUACAGAGUACCGGUAACGUCUAUUAACCCCAUGUUUGAAGAGGCUUUGGGAAAGACAAGGCGGUUAGUAGUUUACACCAAGAGGGACCUGGGUGCAGAGCCUCGAUCAUCUGCACAGCAAGUGGCCGAAAAGACAAUCAAGAAGUUUGAUUCGAGUAGUGCCGUGUUUUUCGUCAGCUCCUCCUCCCGAGCGGAUGUCAGUUCGAUUCUGGCACAUUUGCGAAAUGAUGCUGAAGGGCCUGAUAAGCUCGUCGGCUGUCGCGUGAUGGUUGUUGGAAUGCCGAAUGUCGGCAAGUCCACCCUGAUCAACAAUCUGCGCAACCAAGGCGUAAGAAAGGCCAAGGCCGUGCAGACGGGAGGCCAGCCUGGUAUUACACGGAAGAUCGGGACACCCGUCAAGAUCAUUGAGCGGGACAAUGGAGCACAUGUUUACGUUUUGGACACUCCGGGGGUUUUCAUGCCCUAUGUGCCGGAUGCCGAGAAAAUGCUGAAAUUAGCUCUCUGUGGCUGUGUGAAAGAUUCAGUUAUUUCACCAGUCACAUUGGCGGACUAUCUUUUAUAUCAUAUCAAUCUGCAUAACCCGGGGCAGUACCAGCGCUGGUCUCAACCCACAAACGAGAUCUCGCCUCUCCUGGACAGCUUUGCUCGGCAAACUGGUCUCCUUGCUAAAGGAGGGAUACCUAACAUUGACCUUGCCGCACUUCAUUUCAUUCAAAAGUGGCGAUCUGGCGAGCUAGGACGUUUCAUACUUGACGAUUUACAGGCAGAGCAGCGCCGCAUCGAAGAAGGAAUUGAGAACCACGUGGGUAUCAGUAUAUCUCAGGCCUUGAAGGCUGAGCGAAUGGCGAGAAAGCAGCCUGCCUCUGCUUCUUAA
Molecule: messenger RNA, 1017 nt
Organism: Aspergillus viridinutans
Lineage: Eukaryota; Fungi; Ascomycota; Eurotiomycetes; Eurotiales; Aspergillaceae
Product: putative GTPase MTG1
Exons: 2
Coding region: 1-1017 (338 amino acids)
Cellular component (GO): mitochondrion
Molecular function (GO): GTPase activity; GTP binding
Source: RefSeq, a predicted model, not a curated record